GUUUAUUGGUUUAUAAAUAAGAUAAAUAACUAUUUUGUUUGGUUAAAAAUACAUUUAACACUUCCUGGAUAUUGGAUAUAUUUUAAGAAUUAACACAAGUAAUGGCUAAUAAUGCUCAGUUCGUCGUUUCAUCGCAACUGCACGAAAAGAAUAUCUGUUCGGCUUUAAGUUGUUUACAACAAAAUGGCGAGUUUGUUGAUAUGACUUUAGCGGCUGAUGGGCACUUUGUGAAGGUCCACCAAGUUAUAAUAGCCAUAGCAAGCCCUUAUCUUAAAGAUCUAGUUGCCUCAGCAAAUUGUCAACAUCCCGUUAUAUUUUUAAAUAAAAUAUCACAUGCAACACUGUGCUUGAUACUAGAAUAUGUUUAUACUGGAGAAGUAAUAGUAUCUACAGACAAUUUGAAGGAAUUAGUAGAAGCGGGUAAAGAACUGCACAUCAAGGGCUUAGAAGAUAUGAAUUUACAACAUGCCGCAUAUGUGAAUCCAAAAAACGAAACCGAUGAUGAUGAAAAGAAUCCAAUGAACGAGAUUUAUCUUGAAACAAGCAGCAUAGACAAUUAUGUGGCGGAGGACAAAAUCAAUAUUGACAUAAAAGACAUGAAUGAUGAUGAUGACCAGGAAUUAUUCCUAGAGGAUAUGGAGCAAGAUGAUAAAAUUAUCAAUGAAGAAAGUCAAGAUGACAAUGACGACUACUUUACGGGGGAUCAUUCAUAUCAUGAUAAGAUUGGUAAAUCUGUGCUGUCUUCAGUCGGUAUAUCUAAAGUAAAAAUCACGAACGCCAACAAAGAGACAGAAAGUUCGUCACUGCAGUACACAGUGUCGAACCAGGGCUCGCUGCAGAUCAUACUGAACAGGUACAUGUACUACCUGAAGUACACGAACCGCAACCGCGCGCGCCAGUGGCGCUGCAUCGACUACCUCAAGAGCGGCCGCUGCCCCGCGCACGUCGUCACCCGCGACGACGUCGUCGUGCAGAGGAUAGCGGCGCAUACGCAUCCCUUCCACGACGAGAGGAUCCUGAAGAAGUUAAGAGCGGGCGCCAUAUUCUCUGCUCUCGUAGAGGCUGAAAAAGAAGGGGAGAAUAUUCUGCGCGCUAAAAGUAUCGAAGCAAAUAGAAGUGAAUAGCAUUAUACGUUAUGUAUUACAA
Papilio polytes (common Mormon) is the source of this 1146-nucleotide messenger RNA. Its product is annotated as transcription factor GAGA-like. Gene Ontology annotation, cellular component: nucleus. The record is from RefSeq and is a predicted model, not a curated record. Bases 102 to 1124 code for a protein of 340 amino acids. NCBI's taxonomy places the organism in Eukaryota, Metazoa, Arthropoda, Insecta, Lepidoptera, Papilionidae. Gene Ontology annotation, molecular function: protein binding. Gene Ontology annotation, biological process: regulation of transcription by RNA polymerase II. The transcript is spliced from 8 exons.